Symbiodinium sp. CCMP2456 is the source of this 620-nucleotide messenger RNA. The record is from the annotation of a GenBank genome assembly. NCBI's taxonomy places the organism in Eukaryota, Dinophyceae, Suessiales, Symbiodiniaceae.
AUGGCCGCGAAGGUCGUGCGCGACGUGCGGCCAAGUGCCUUGAUUUUGGAGCUUUGCAGUGAACGGCUUGACACCCUCAUUCAGGGCAAUGGCCACCGAGAGACCAAGGCCACAGACUGGAUGAACCCAGAUGAGCCCGAAGUGGUGAGGAGACAGUACAAGCACUAUGCUGACGAAACUCGAAAGGCCUUUCGUGCUUUCAUGAACUCUUCAGAACCGGGAGGAAAGCAAAAGCUGUUGGUCCUCGGAGAUAUCAAAGCUACCAUAGUGGAGGAAGCGGGUAUCAAAAGCAUGCUGCGCCGGAGGGAUGCUACCUUGGCAUCCAACAUUCGCAGCACGGCUUUGCUCGGCCACAAGAACAUCGUGUCUGUACUUGGUGCCAAUCAUGUGCGCGGAGUUGAAGAGUUUUUGGAGCGCGAGCCGGGAGCCGCUGCAGAACACGGCCUGUACAUCUCACAGUCCGGCUGCAAGAAGCUGCAAGAGCGCCAGAAGAAGUUGAGAAAGACAGUUCCUCCGAAGAAGUGGAGAAAGCGGAAAGAGCUGUCCGAUUCCUCCCGACGCAAAUUGGCAGUUCGGCUCGGCUCGCUCCUCAAUGCUCAGAAGAUCUUGAACAGCUUGGG